CGCAGCGGGACCAGAACAAGAUAACUUGAUUUUUGCUGAUGGUCCUUUCGUUAGCUCGUGGAAUUUAGGUGGUGGUCGCGACCUUCCUUCUUUGUGUUCCUCUCGGCCUCAGAUUUCUCCUCCUUAUGUGUUUGGUCCUCGUUUGUCGAUUAUGCCUGUUCUCGGUAAUGUUUAUGGUGUCGAGCAUAAUGUCAUUAGGAAUACUGAUCUCCUGAAUGGUGUAACAGAUCCUUGUGAAGUGUGGUCUCCUUUUCCGAGCAUCAUCCCGGUAUUCCGUCGCUUGUACCCUCAAAUGCGGACGCAUUUCCCAACGACAGUAAUGGCUUCAUCGAGUUGGACAAUGUGUGUUCCGCCCCGCUUCUUGAGAGUGGUCGGUUCCUCAAGAACGUGCCAGUUCUGCCUACGAAUCCCGCGACGCAACAAAACCUUCCACGUAGAAUCCGGAAGGCAAAACGGAAGAUACCAGGACGACAUGUGUUUAUUGGUACUCAGUCUGUGUUUUUAGCUGGUGAUGCUGAGGCGCCCGCCACUUCAGGCACGACCAGUUCUACAGCCGGCGGUCCUCCUACAACCCAGUCACAAAAUGCAUCCAUCGCAUUGAGGCUACCAUUCGUUUCUGAACUUGUCACGCCCCCCAGUACUCUUCAAAAUGCUAUUUCAGGAGUAGAUGAUUCUUACCUGCCCACACUGUCUUCGGCGCAUGUCCCGUACUUCAACCAAAUGUAUGGAACUAAUGAAAUCAAUAGACCAGAUGGUUCCUGCCGUGCUCCACUUGGCCCGGCUGAUUUCGUUGCUACUGUUCCAAAACCGACUACGCAAGGGAUCGAACUCAGCUUGCAACCCACCACCGCAUGGCCCGGGAGUUAUCAAACGAGUAUCGAAUCUCCGGAAGUCGAUCAUCAACGCCCGAAUGUUUCCUAUUGGAGGGCCAAGGAACCCCAAGUAGGGCUACCUUAUUAUCUGAUUGAGAAUGAGCGGUUGUCAGAGGGUUCAAAACCUCACGGCAAAGAAAACACUCCAGACGUUUCAGAUACCGUUUGGUCAUCCUCUGUUAGUGACGCAGAAUACUGGGCAAGCGUCGGAAAGUCAGGUGAGCCUUCUGUGAAGUACGGGACUACAGACGGAAAGUCCGAAUCUUAUCCAACGGAAGCGAUUGCAUUUCCCCAAUCUAGAGUCCCCAUUCAGAAGGAUGCAGGCAGCAUCGUAGCAGAGUUUGGCGAUGUUUCAUCGAAUACAUCUCCGACGGUGCUGACGUCACUUGAACAAGUAGAUUACCACAAAUCGCCAGAUCUGACGGCUGGCAGUGUUGGAGACACCCUAUCCAGAGAUGCAGCUGGUGCACCUUUAAGCAUACCAUACGUGGAAACGGGAAGUUUCAAGAGUCAUCCACACCCGAAAGAAAGUGACUUUAGGUUACCUCCCCAAAAUUCAUUCAACAUUUGCCCACGGAUGGAUCCAGUGAUGGAGAAUUCAGCCUAUCCUUUGAUGGAAGACUCUCAUUCAACCAAAGGUGCUGACCACAACGGAUUUGCUCCUCAGCUACCCAUGGACGACUGGGAAAAGACUUCUACGCCAUUUUCGGAGGCGACCAAACCUAAAACUUCCCUGAAUUCGACAAUCCAGCCUUUAUCUCCGAGACAGAUGAAACCGAUUGGGAGCGAGAGACCUUCGACACAAUCCGAAACCGGUCAAAUCUUGUUAGACAGAGAGGAAGUGUGGAUGCCCUCGACGCCACCUACUGAUCGGCGUGGUUCUGUCGCUUGUAAUGUGGCCUCAGAUGCAGAGUCUCAUGUGGUUGAAACUCGAGUGUCUAUACCCUGUGCACGAAACAUUGGGCCAACCAAAAUGGGUGUUUCCGAUUUGAAUGAAAAACCGCAGACCUCACCUCUCUACGCCUUAAAUGAAGUCGAAGAACGCCAGAGCGUGGUCCCACAGACGCAAGAUAAUGGUUCCGAUAGAUUGUUUCAUGUGCCGCACAAGUCAGAAACUUCGAUCUUUGAGCCCUUCUCGAUUUCGAGCACCGCAUCACCACUGACUUAUCUCCCUGUUGAAGAGUUGUCAACCGGACUGCUAGGGCAGGCCGACACGGCUCCAGGUGAAUCACUACAUACGACUUGUCUUGAGCAGUCCCUUAUCGACGCUGUGGUUGGUAGAGAAUCGCCCGCAUUUGACACUGAGUACCAAAGGACUAGGUACAACUUCGACGGUUCAGCUCCUCAUACGAUCCCUUGCUCGACCAUCACGACGAAUUCGCUUCCUGCCGAACGAUCGGACUUAUUUACUUGCAAGCGACGGUUCAAACGUGAUGAGAUAGGAAGCGAGCAUCCGCCAGCCGCGUCUUCUAUCCAUCUGCCUAUAACUUCAGUGUUAGCUGAGAUGCCAAGAGACACUGUGACAGGUUUUCCUGGCGACAGGACAAGAUCGUCGUCGGAAAGCGCUUUGCAUGAGACCAUCGAUUACUUGGGAGAUUCGAUGGUACGGCGACUGAGCGCAGUAAAUGACAAGCCAAAAUCGAUUGUUCAUCCGAAGGAAUAUGAAACCACUAGUACCUCAACCGAAUGGUAUUCAACGACUUCUUUUGAAGAAGUUGACCAGUUUAACACGGUCUGGAAUGCGACGUCGUCAAGAUCCCGAGUGGAAAACGUUCAGCUGAAUGGUUUCGACAACACCAGAGUGCCCACAGAUGUGAAGGGUUUAGGACGCGCAGUAAAACGAACACAGCAAUCAGACAAGCGCAAGACUAUCAGGGGCGCUACCCGUAACCAGGGCGCAUCAGCGACAUCAGCACGUGUCUCACCAGCGACCUACCAGUCGCUUGAAUUUACACGAACAGCUUUCCCCCACUCGACUGAUCAGUCAGAGGCUGGCUCUAACGCAAAACCCCCAGGCAAUUCAUUAGGCCUGGGUGUUGGUACUCACGAGCUUCCAUCCUGUUCAACGAGUGAGAAGCCCCUAGAAGUGACCUACGAACACACAUCUGAUUUGCAUCUUGAGGAGCAAACCCGACGAAAAUCGCGAAUUCCAGUGACACCAACAACCCGUCGGCAUUCAAAAGUAGACGUUUCUACACAAACUACCGCGUCCAGUCGUCUAGACUUCAUCAGAAUCAUACAAAAACACACACUCGGUACAGCGCACGAGAACAAGUGCACUCAAUUCGUCUCUGAUGAAGACGCAUUCCGUCUGACCGCAGGUCGACAGGAAGCAACUCGUCAGGCUCGCGACAGUUCAGAGAAGAGUUCACAAACCGGUUUGGAUCUACGCUACCGAUUCCGCCAAUCUGGAGAAAGGACUUCAAGGAUACUGACGUACAUACAGCCGGAAUCAACCGAGCGGGAGAUGGGAUUCUUGUCGGGAAGUACAAACGGGGACACAAAGGAAAUCAACGCAAAAUACCGAUUAUCUCGAUGUCCAAACUGCUGUCGCUAUCUGCUCCCGUUCCUGGCAACGCUAUUGUUGCUUUUACUCCUUCUCCUUUGGCUUUGUCUACACCGAAUACCGCACUGCGCAACCUUCUUCUCCCGGUCCUAUUGCAUUGAAGAGACGGUGUUUUGGCGAUACAUCUACCACCCGUUACAUACCCUCCGAUUCCCCCGUCCACCGGUGUGAGCGUUCCCAACGAGGUCUAUGAGCUGCCCGGGGAACUGCGCGUAUCUCUCCUCUCCAGUCCCCAUGCAUUUUUAUAGACUGGCCUGUAACUGAAUUGUCAGAACAACUCACCAAUAGGAUGACAUACGACCACAUACUUUCGGAUUUCUAUUUCUCUCCCCUUUUUCCCCUCUCAUCUCCACUCUUUCACCUGUGAUAAUUUUUCUCACAUGUACACCCAUAUCAUAUCCCACCGGUUGACCUUCGUCAUCUGAACACAUCAGUUGAAAAAUCUCGUUCGAAUGUUGCAUCAUACUUUGUCUGUCACCUCAUCCCCGUCCCCUCAUGAAAUACUCAUCAUCAGCUGACUAUGGUUUCUAUUUUUUAAUCUAUUUUAUACUCAAAUACAUCUCAG
Opisthorchis viverrini is the source of this 4003-nucleotide messenger RNA. RefSeq lists its product as hypothetical. The record is from RefSeq and is a predicted model, not a curated record. The transcript is spliced from 3 exons. NCBI's taxonomy places the organism in Eukaryota, Metazoa, Platyhelminthes, Trematoda, Opisthorchiida, Opisthorchiidae. Bases 721 to 3609 code for a protein of 962 amino acids.